Molecule: messenger RNA, 624 nt
Organism: Mollisia scopiformis
Lineage: Eukaryota; Fungi; Ascomycota; Leotiomycetes; Helotiales; Mollisiaceae
Exons: 2
Coding region: 1-624 (207 amino acids)
Source: RefSeq, a predicted model, not a curated record
AUGAACUACCUCCCCUCCAACCCACUCGCCAGCAGCAAAAAAGCAGGCCCCGCGGAAGGCAGCGAACAACCAACCGAAGCGCAGAAACACGCACAAUACGACGCCCUCUCGCCCGAACAGAAGAAGAAGCAGACGUACACGGAAUGGGUGACGGAAGCGUACAACAUCCAGUACGAGCGCUGGAUGCCGUGGAUCGAGGACCAGUACCUCUACUGGUUCGGCAAGGGCGAUAAUAAGGCUUCUUAUGUUGCGAAAGGCAUCAAACAAGUCGACCAAAUCCAAGACGACGUCCACAACCUGGUCGGCAACCAACUCGGCGAGAACGGCCUCCUGGCGCCCGUCGGCAAACUGGUUUCAACGGAAGGUAUUAAUCGCGCGGAGCGGCAGGGUCGGGAUGAUCAGGGGAGUUACGGGGGCGCGGCGGCGGGGUAUACGGAUCCGAUGAUCAAGGGGGGGAAGAGUGCUGGGGAGGGCGUGGUGGGUGGUGUGGCGGAGGGGGGGAAGGUGGUUGGGAGCGGGGCGCAGAGUGUGGGGAGUGGGGUUGUGGGUGGUGUUAAGGGGGCGGGGGGGUUUGUUGGGGGGAUGUUUGGUGGGAAGAAGGAGGUGAAGGAAGAUGUUAAGUGA